AACAGAUAAUGGGUAAACUUGGAGUCACAUUGAGGUCCCACGGCGUGAAUAUCGGAAUAAUAAAAAAGCAUUCCCCAUUUUCAUUUUCUUCAGUAACAAAAAAAUGGAGGGGCAACAAUGGUGGAGGCUCAGAUUCUCCUUCAGGAACGCAACCAUGGUGGUUUGUUUUAUCAACAUAAUCACUGCAAUCUUCUUGCUUCAUGGCUUUCUUACUUCUGCAUACACCCGCAACAAACUCUCCACUGUUACCUCUAACUCAGCUCAACUCAAUUACAUUAAGGAAUCUGAAGAGAUUCGUCUUGCCAUGCUACCAUUGGAACUGAUAAAAAGAGUGAGGGAGAUUGAGCAGCAGGUAUACACUGAACCAGAAACAGCCAAGAAGAAAGACACAAAGCAGACUGCUGCAGUGGAUCUUUCUAAAAGGUUAAAGGAUUUCCGGUCCUUGAAUGAUGCUGCCAGCGUGAAAG
Molecule: messenger RNA, 467 nt
Organism: Gastrolobium bilobum
Lineage: Eukaryota; Viridiplantae; Streptophyta; Magnoliopsida; Fabales; Fabaceae
Exons: 3
Source: RefSeq, a predicted model, not a curated record